Aegilops tauschii subsp. strangulata is the source of this 1298-nucleotide messenger RNA. RefSeq lists its product as uncharacterized. The record is from RefSeq and is a predicted model, not a curated record. Lineage: Eukaryota; Viridiplantae; Streptophyta; Magnoliopsida; Poales; Poaceae.
AUGGGUCUGAAUGAGGUUCCACGUCAAACUGAUGUAAUUGCAAGGGAUCUCACUAUGAAAGUCGACCACAUUCUCAAAAAACACUCAGGCAAAGGAGUUAAGAAAUUCCGGAUCGAAUUACACAUUUCAGUUGAUCCCAGCUAUCUUAAUAGCUGGCUUCAGAUUGCUGCUGAACUACGGAUUGAGGAACUCGCCGUUGUUCUACCUUCAACCUGCAAUGCAAACUACUACGAUUUCCCGUGUGCACUUUUUGUUGAUGAUGGGUGUAGAAACGCAAUAGAGCAUCUCUGCCUUGGUGGUUGUGCCUUCCAUCCCACAGCUGAAUUUGGUUACUUGAGAAAGCUGCAGCUGUUUUGGGUGCAUAUUACGGUGGAUGAAUUAGAAUGCCUUAUUUCCAAUUCUUCUGUUUUGGAGCACUUGACACUCAAGUAUUGUGAUACGAUCACUUACCUGAAGAUACCUAGCCUACUACAGUAUCUCAGCCACCCGAUAGUGUCUGCAUGCACUAAUCUGAAGACGAUAGAGUGCAAAGCUCCAAAUCUCUCCACUUUUUACUUCAGUGGUCGACAAGUUGAACUUCUGUUUGGAGAUUCAGUUCAAGUGAAGACCAUGAGAAUUUGUUGUUCUACUCAGUGUAACACCAUUUAUAAUGCGUGUUCCGUCCUGCCAUCCAUUGUGCCAAAUAUUGAAACUCUCAGCAUAUCUUCUGUUAGUGAGGUGGUCAAUACACCAAUCGUGCCUGUGAAAUUCCUCCACCUCAAGUAUCUGUCUAUUUCUCUUGAAGGAAAUGGGGCCUUUUCCCCAGACUAUGAUUACUUUUCUCUGGUUUCUUUGCUGGAUGCUUGUCCUGUCUUGGAAACUUUCAACUUUGUUGUGUCACAGGAUCGCAUGAAGCACGAUUCGGUUCUUGGAGACCCGUCGUCACGUCUUAGGCAGAUGCCUGAAUACCGCCACGACAACAUCAAGAAUGUGAGGAUUCUUGGGUUUUGCUCUGCGAAGAGCAUGGUCGAGCUGGCAUGCCAUAUUCUCGAGAAUGCAACAUCACUCGAGUGCCUUACUUUGGACACGAUAUGUGUUGCUUCCAAUAUUGAUAGACACAUUCACAAAACCGGUGAAUGUGGCCACAUAGGCAGGCAUAUGAUCAGAGAAGCACGUAAGGCACUCUUGGCUGUCGAAAGAUAUAUUGUGGGAAUAGUUCCCUCCACGGUCAAGUUAAAUGUCCUGGAGCCUUGCAAGCUAUGCCAUGCUUUGGCUGUUUAGCUGUGGCAAUACCAUAAUUUUGUAAAUUACAUUGUGGA